Diabrotica virgifera virgifera (western corn rootworm) is the source of this 3444-nucleotide messenger RNA. It is a transcript of the gene GlyS, whose product is annotated as glycogen [starch] synthase. Bases 253 to 2322 code for a protein of 689 amino acids. Lineage: Eukaryota; Metazoa; Arthropoda; Insecta; Coleoptera; Chrysomelidae. The transcript has 12 exons. The record is from RefSeq and is a predicted model, not a curated record. Gene Ontology annotation, cellular component: cytoplasm. Gene Ontology annotation, biological process: glycogen biosynthetic process. Gene Ontology annotation, molecular function: alpha-1,4-glucan glucosyltransferase (UDP-glucose donor) activity.
AUUCAUAAAAUCAAUGAUAUUUAAAUAAUUCUAAAAAUAUCCUUUGGUUAUUGCCGAAUUAAUGCCUUGGUCUAAGCCUUGGUAGUUAUCAAAUGUUUUACAUAUUACGUAAAUAAUCGUUAAAUAAUCAGCUCUUUAUCGUCUUACUGCUUUUUGUUUUCAUAAAUCUCCCCUUAUCACAAUAUAGCCAUGACUUUUCUAUCACACAUUAGAAUUAUGUACCUAACGCGAAAAUAAAAUACAUUAGUGACAAUGUCAAGGGAAAGGGCGAACAGAAGAUUCUACAGGGUAGAAUCCACCUCAAAUUUAUUAUCAUGCUUGGACAGAGGGUUGGCCGCUGAACAGGAAAACCGUUGGACUUUCGAAAUAGCAUGGGAGGCAGCCAACAAAGUUGGUGGCAUUUACACUGUCAUCAGAUCGAAGGCAUAUGUUUCGACAGAAGAAUUGGGCGACCAAUACUGCCUCAUGGGCCCCUACAAGGAACAUUGCGCCCGCACAGAAGUAGAGGAAGGUCCAUUGGGGUGUGAAGCUCUUAAUAAGGCCAUAGAGGCUGUUAGGAACAAAGGAUUUAGGGUAAUCACCGGAAGAUGGUUGGUCGAUGGUAAUCCACAGAUUAUUUUAUUUGAUAUUGGAUCUGCCGCAUGGAAAUUGGAUGAAUAUAAACAAGAGCUGUGGGAAAAAACUAACGUAGGAGUUCCUCAUUUAGAUAUAGAAGCUAACGAUGCGAUCAUUUUGGGUUGUAUGGUUGCUGAAUUUUUAGGAGAAUUCAGAAGAACCUCAGAAGAUUAUGGUGGAGGCACCCCUCCGCGGAUAGUUGCUCAUUUUCACGAAUGGCAAGCUGGAGUUGGUCUCAUUAUGAUCAGAAUCAGACAUAUCAACGUUGCUACUGUCUUCACCACGCAUGCUACACUUUUAGGAAGAUACCUGUGUGCUGGUAACACAGAUUUCUAUAAUAAUCUCAGUACAUUUAGUGUUGACGAAGAGGCUGGAAAAAGACAAAUCUAUCACAGAUAUUGUAUAGAAAGGGCAGCAUCUCAUCUGGCUCACAGUUUCACAACCGUAUCGGAAAUUACAGGUUAUGAAGCCGAACAUUUAUUAAAGAGAAAACCUGACGUUAUAACUCCGAAUGGUCUCAAUGUUAAAAAGUUCUCAGCUCUUCACGAAUUUCAAAAUCUCCACGCACUUUCCAAAGAUAAAAUACACGAAUUUGUUCGAGGCCACUUCUACGGACACUACGACUUUGACUUGGACAAAACGUUAUACUUUUUCAUUGCUGGCCGUUACGAAUUCGGUAAUAAAGGAGCUGAUAUUUUCAUCGAGGCUUUAGCUAGACUGAACCACUACUUAAAGAGCACCCAUCCGGACGUCACUGUGGUAGCUUUCAUGAUAUUCCCGGCAAAAACUAAUAAUUUCAACGUCGAAUCACUUAGAGGACACGCAGUUACUAAAGCUUUGAGAGAUACUAUCAAUGAUAUUCAGAAUAAAAUCGGAAAACGAAUGUAUGAAUGUUGUUUGAAUGGCCGAUUACCAAAUGGUAACGACAUGUUAGAAAAAGAAGAACUGGUCAGACUGAAGAGAUGUAUUUAUUCUUUACAACGGGACGGUCUGCCACCAGUUACUACACACAACGUGCAAGACGACUGGAACGAUCCUGUCCUAAAUUCAGUCAGAAGGUGUAGUUUAUUCAAUACUACACACGACAGAGUCAAAAUUGUCUUUCAUCCUGAGUUCCUUAGUUCUACAAAUCCACUAUUCGGUCUCGAUUAUGAAGAGUUCGUAAGGGGGUGUCACUUGGGAGUUUUUCCCAGUUAUUAUGAACCGUGGGGAUACACUCCUGCAGAGUGUACCGUAAUGGGUAUUCCAAGCAUCACUACAAAUUUAUCAGGUUUUGGAUGUUUCAUGCAAGAACAUAUCAUGGACCCCAUGUCCUACGGAAUCUACAUAGUGGACCGUAGAUACAUCGGCCUCGAAGAUUCCGUCAAACAGUUAGCUCAAUUUAUGUACGACUUCGCUAGGCUCAGUAGAAGACAGAGGAUAAUUCAAAGGAACCGUACUGAAAGACUCAGCGAUCUUUUGGACUGGAGGAACUUGGGAGUGUACUAUCGUCAAGCGCGGAUGAAAGCCUUGCACAAAGUAUUUUCGGACUACAAAGAAGAAAUGGAAUACGGUCUCGAAUUCAAAUAUCCCAGACCCAUUUCUGAACCUCCAUCUCCUAGUUCCAGUAAAGUAACGACUCCAGCUGCUUCGGUGCACGGAUCUGAUGAUGAAGGAGAUUCGGUGGACUCGGAAGCAGAGCUGGAAGAACUUAGAAGAGCUCUAUAGAAAUAAUGCCAUAUGUUACAAAAUACCCUUAAAUAAGUAAAGAAGCUAUAUGCAGUGGCAUAGGACCUACAAUUGUACAGGGUUAUUCAUAACGAAUUGGUAUUAUUUUAUCUAUAGAUUUUAUAGGAGAAAAUAUUAAUUUCUUAUCAAUAACUGGGUGGAGUUGCCACUAUUACACAAUUUUUCGAUUCUUCUGUAUGACAAUUUUAGACCGAACUCUUAUUCUCGAAUUAUUUAUGUUUGACGUUAUUUGUGCUUGACGAGUUUUGUGGGGUCCAGUAUUAGAUACAAUGGGGCUAGAGUUACCCAAAUAAUUCACUAACAUUGUUAAUUUUUUUUUCAAUUAUCCCAGCUUUCACACUUGCUGUGUGAAGUUUCGGAUAUUACAUAAUCGUUCGUUGUGAAACCUUUUUUAAGUUUAGAGACCAGUCACACGGUAUUAAUUCUGGCGAAUAAGUCGGAGCAAUUUACACCUUAAUGUCAUAAUUUUGUCUGCGCAAAAAAGUCUAAUAGACUGCACAGCACGCGCAAAUUAUGGUUAUAUCUUUUUCCAAAUGAUUGUGUGAAUAGCACAAAAAAGACUUUCUUUUCAUAAAAGAAAGUCGCCAUUGCCUUUUCAGUCCAUCAGGUGGUUUAGACCUUCGUAGGUUUUUUCCACAGUCUCCGAUAAUCACAUGAAUACAAAAACUUUUCUAAAAUAAAGUUUGUAUUCAAAAUACUGAAAUAUAAUAAUACUACUGAACUAUUUUUAUAACCAUGUAUUUAAUAUUUGACCCCGGUUAUUAAGAACAAUAUAAUAUUUUCCGGGGUAACAUCUGCAGAUAAAAUAAUGCCCAUUCUUUACUGCAUCAUCCUGUAUAUUGCGCAAAGUGCAAUAUUAAGUAUUAUUCAUACUUAUCAAAAAGUUUUAUUUAAAUUAUGUUUUUGUUUUGUUGGACCCAUGACUUUAUAUUUAUUAAAUUGUUAUAUAAUUGAUAUGUGCCAAAAUGAAAAGUACAAAAUUGGUAUGGAUAAUACUUGACACUCAACUGCCAGCUAUGGAAACCAACGAUGAUGUUAUUAUCCCUUUACAGGAUAUUACCUGCGUUCUAUUGGUGGACAUAAAUAAAUUAUAAAAAUAUA